UACUCGUAUUAUUAAUACAACUAUUAUUAUAUAUUUAGGCCCAAAUCACAAAUUUUUAAAAGUUGUGUGUACAAAAUUUUAGUAUGUUCCCGAAAGAUGUUUUUAAGAAAAAACUCCGUAAAAGCAAUGACCCCGCUACCACUGGGAGAUUACCUUUGGAAGCUGGCGAAACUCAGCGCAAGUUGAGAAACCUAAAUCGACAAUUUGAACGUGACAUUUUGCGUUUGGAAAAUUCGAUCAGUAAUUUGGAGGUUCCUGACAAGUCAUUGGCUUCCGCAUGGGUUGGUAAGCUGAAGACACGUCCACCAAAUAUUAAUGAAGCUCUUGCUCGAAACUAUAUUUUGACAUAUCUCCUGCAAUCAACUCAAGUGCAAAUGUUCAAAAUGAAGCCGUUUUGCAAAUCACCACCGACAAAUACCUUGUCAAAAAUAAAAGCCGUAAUGCCACCGAUUAUGAUCAAAACGAAAAACGUUAAGGAGCUGUAUCAAAAUUCUUUCGAUAAUGGCGCCUUUUUAAAUAAAUUACCUGUGCCGCGGGAUGGAGCAUUUUUUGUAUUGCACCUGCGUCCAAAUCUGAACUGAU
Molecule: messenger RNA, 582 nt
Organism: Drosophila montana
Lineage: Eukaryota; Metazoa; Arthropoda; Insecta; Diptera; Drosophilidae
Exons: 3
Coding region: 84-581 (165 amino acids)
Source: RefSeq, a predicted model, not a curated record